AUGAAGACCACCUUCUUGCUUACCCUCUUCCUUGUAUUUGCCUUCAUGCCAUCAGCCAAAGCUGAUUUGGUGGACACCGAUGGUGACCCCAUCAGAAAUGGUGGCUCAUACUACAUCUUCCCGGCCCUCUGGGACGCGGCGGCCCCGUCAGCCUCAGCAGCUAAAGAUUUUAUCAUGGAGUUCAUCGUCGAGUCGCCGCCAAACUGUGCAGCCACUCCGGCAAGGUGGACGAUUGUUGGGGGAGAAGAUGAGACAAAGCAAGUGAAACUUGAGGAGUAUGAGCCUGAAGACACCAUCAUGAGCACGAGCACACGAGGACGAGAAAAUAAUAGGCCUUUGGUUAUCGCUGAUGAUGAUGACGACCCUUUCGUAGUUGUGUUUCGCAAAGUUGAAUCACCAGCUGAUUGA
Messenger RNA from Prosopis cineraria, 408 nucleotides. RefSeq names its product chymotrypsin inhibitor 3-like. NCBI's taxonomy places the organism in Eukaryota, Viridiplantae, Streptophyta, Magnoliopsida, Fabales, Fabaceae. Bases 1 to 408 code for a protein of 135 amino acids. The transcript has 3 exons. The record is from RefSeq and is a predicted model, not a curated record. Gene Ontology annotation, molecular function: endopeptidase inhibitor activity.